AAGGUCCAGCAACGGUCUCACUACUGCUGAUUUGUUUUCAUUAAUUCUUUUUGGCGAAUAAAUUAGGACAAAUGAGGCAUCCUAGCGGAAGAUGCGAAUUGUGACCAGCGGGCCGAAGCAGCGACAUGCGAGACCGACACUAGCGAAUCACCAUCACCUGGCCAGCGUUGUAAGGGAUUCCCGGAAAGCCGUACACCUCGAUCGAAACCUAAAACCAGUGGAGCUCCCGCAGUCGAGCAAGUGGUUCCUACAUGUCCCCCCGCGCCGAGCGACACCCCUUCUCCAACACCUCGACCAGCCAAUGUAAAUUUUAAUUGAAUCCAAUUGAGCGCACACCCGAAAAAGACGCACGCACCAAAACGAAGCCGCAAACCAAAAGCACUCAAAACGGAGGGCUCCGUUGGACAGAGAAUCCGCGCUUAACCUGGUGCAAUAAAUGGACAUAAUUGCUCUAAUUGGAGAGCAGAGCAGCAGCAGUAGCAGCAGCAGUGGCAGCAGCAGCAGCAGUGGCAGUGGGACUCGGAUUGGGAUUGGAGGAGGAGCACCCCCCGGACAAUAGUAGGAUGGCACAAUUCACACUCUACAACAAACACAGCGCGCCGCCCAGCAGCGAUAGUACGCGCGUGGACUGCGAACACGUACCGCUAUGCUCCAUCAACGAUGUGCAGCUAAGGUUUCUGGUGCCCGACGAUCUCACGGAGGUGCGCCAGCUGUGCCAAGAAUGGUUUCCAAUCGACUAUCCACUAUCAUGGUAUGAGGAUAUUACCUCAAGCACGCGCUUCUUUGCGCUGGCAGCUGUAUAUAAUCUGGCCAUAAUUGGUUUAAUCGUUGCCGAAAUCAAACCCUAUCGAAAUGUCAACAAGGAGGUAAUAGCCAAUAUGAGUGAUAGUGAUGAGUUGUACACCAGGCUGAGCGGUUUUCCCAUGCAGGACAAGGGCAUCCUGCCGGACUCGAUGGGUCGAUCCGCCGACGUUGGCUAUAUCCUGUCGCUGGGCGUCCAUCGUUCGCAUCGAAGAAAUGGCAUUGGAUCGCUGCUGCUGGACGCGCUUAUGAACCACCUGACAACGGCCGAGCGGCAUUCGGUGAAGGCGAUCUUCCUGCACACGCUGACCACGAAUCAACCUGCCAUAUUUUUCUACGAAAAGAGAAGAUUCACGCUUCACUCAUUCCUGCCCUACUACUACAACAUACGGGGCAAGGGCAAGGACGGGUUCACGUAUGUGAACUACAUAAACGGCGGCCAUCCACCCUGGACACUAUUAGAUCACAUCAAGCACUACGCGUCGAAGGCGCGGUACACCAGCAGCCUGUGUGCCUGGGUGGCAAAUCGAGUCCAGCAGGUGGUGCGGUGGUUCUACCACAAGCUGCUCACCCGCUUUAACUUCAUCGAGUAGAUCGAAUCGAGGAGGACUACAGCAGAACUGGCCAAGCAUCCGCAUCCUUCCGAGACACAAGCACUUUGAUGAUGGCAAUGAUAAGUGUGUGUGUUUGCAUUAUGUCAUCCCGUCGAGCAUAAACAAGCAAACAUUUAUAUUGUACACUUGCACCCACUCACCACACCGACACACCUUCAUUAUAAAUGUUAGGCAACACCUCCGCAAAAUCAUUACGUUUUUAUACAGAAAAAAGAGAAUGAGAUCUAGCAAAGAACAACAUCAAAGGCAUAAGUUGAAAGUUGUAACAUAAUUCGAUAAGUGUAUUAUUACGUUUUAAAAGAUAUCUAUCUGUUCACUGCUGUAAAUAGUCGUAUGAUGUUUUUGUUUGAACUGCUGUAACCGAGUGAUUUUGGAAUAAUCCUUUCUGUAGCCCGUGUGUAUGUUUUUUUCUUACGUUUUAAGUUCCACGCACAAGACAGUCAUUUAGUUUAGCGACAACCAACAACAAAGAUGCUCAUGCUUUAAUGCUUAAUUUAUGAAAUCUGCACGUAAAUAGCUUUGAACUGAGACCGAAUUAAUGUUAUAUGGCAAAAGAAAACCAGUUGAAUACAAUACCCAACCAACUACGAAAACAAUAUUCAUUUGAAAUUAAACUCUGUUCGCUGUUUCUAUAGUAUUUUGUAAAAGUAUUUUAAUGCAUAUUGUUUCGCCGCUAAUUCUGAUUACUUUAGGCACAAUUUAUCUAGCAAAUUGUAAUAUUUUUAAAAAUAAAAACUUGUAAAGUUA
Molecule: messenger RNA, 2162 nt
Organism: Drosophila ficusphila
Lineage: Eukaryota; Metazoa; Arthropoda; Insecta; Diptera; Drosophilidae
Gene: Naa60
Product: N-alpha-acetyltransferase 60
Exons: 5
Coding region: 564-1394 (276 amino acids)
Biological process (GO): N-terminal peptidyl-methionine acetylation
Cellular component (GO): Golgi membrane
Molecular function (GO): protein-N-terminal amino-acid acetyltransferase activity; histone acetyltransferase activity
Source: RefSeq, a predicted model, not a curated record